UGCCCGGCGCGCGCCGUCACCCUCCACGGCAUCCACAAACGCACCCCCCGCUACCCCGGCGUCCUCGAUCUCCUGGUCAACACGGUGGUGUAUUGUCCCCGGGCGCAGGAGGACCCAUGGGUGAAGCAGAGUUUUUUGGGGGGGCUCGUGCACCUCGAAACGGGCGACGAGGUUUUCACCAGGGUGCAGGCGCCCGAGGUGGUGCGGGCGGUGGACGGCACCCGCUCCUAUUUCGGGAUGUUUAUGGUGUGA
Molecule: messenger RNA, 252 nt
Organism: Tauraco erythrolophus (red-crested turaco)
Lineage: Eukaryota; Metazoa; Chordata; Aves; Musophagiformes; Musophagidae
Source: RefSeq, a predicted model, not a curated record